AUGAUCCAGCCCCUUGACUUGGUUAUUUUCUCCUCGUUUAGGCAGUGUCUCUCAGAUUUGCUACUCAAAGAGAUACAUGCCAAUCCAAAGUUCAAAGUCAAGCCCGAGCACUAUCUCUCACUGACCCAUUAUGCUUGGGACAAGAGUGCCUGUCAAUCCAAUGUCAUGCAAGCAUGGGUAAAGUCUGGUCUGAUCGAAUGGUCCCCUACCCAACCAAGAGACAAGCGAUUUGUGCCAAAGAAGCGUAAGAGGUCCUCCAAGGCCCUCGUUGCCCAGCAAUCCAAGGACCUGGCCAUCAUUGAUCCAGAGAAAUUGACCAAGAAGCAAAGGACAGUAGUGCUGCGCGACAAGAAGUCCACUGGCAACCUGAUCACAUCCAAGGAAACAAGUGGACUUGUAAAUGUGCAAUACGAUGUAACAAUCAAGGCCACAGGCGCUGGUUCACAGCCGGCCAUCACAAUGAUCCAGAACAACCUCCAGGUCAACAACAAUACCAUGAAUAUCCAAAACAGCCAUGGAACCAACACAAUCACUCACACUGAGUCUACAACCCAGUCAUCAUCAAGCCAAAUGGUGACAGAUAGACCCAACAUCAUGCGCAACAUCAAGAACUUCUUUGGUUUGUAA
This is a messenger RNA of Acytostelium subglobosum LB1, 627 nucleotides long. RefSeq lists its product as hypothetical. The transcript has 2 exons. NCBI's taxonomy places the organism in Eukaryota, Evosea, Eumycetozoa, Acytosteliales, Acytosteliaceae. Bases 1 to 627 code for a protein of 208 amino acids. The record is from RefSeq and is a predicted model, not a curated record.